UGUCCACCUUAAAUACUUCUCCAUACAUUUCAUGGAGUUAUUUCCAUUACCUUUACUUGCUUUUAUGAUGAGAAGCUCCCCGAACUUGGAGAAACUCAAGCUACUAAAAGGUGCAUGGUCAACUGCAAAUGGUGACUCCUCUUCAUAUGGGGACUUUUCCACGGAACUAGAAGAUGCUCCAGAUAUUUGGCUGGAGCAUAUGAAAGAAUUCGAGUUCAAAAAUUUUACCAAUGACAAGUAUGAGUUGGCGUUUGUGAGGCUUAUCUUGGCCAAGUCGCCCGUCUUAAAAAAGGUGAGCAUAGUGCUCCACUAUACCGUUUCUAAUGAGGCAGAGACACCAAUCUUAAGAAUUCUCUUGAGCUAUCCACGUGCAUCACCGGUGGCAGUAAUCACUGUUGUGUGAAAGGAAGGGAAUAAUCCGGCCUGAAAAGAUGGAUUUACAGGGGACUACUGAUUUGGAAACAGAUUGUUGUUUGUUUUCUUUUCUUUCUAUGAAUGGCAACUAGCUUUUUUAUUUUAUUUUAUUUUCCGUGCUUUUAAUCUGAUGGGAAGUAAAUUCCAUGACAUUAAGAAUGAAAUAUCUCCUACGGUAAAACUUAAGCUAUCAUUUCCCUUUCUUUGUUUCAAA
Erigeron canadensis is the source of this 628-nucleotide messenger RNA. RefSeq lists its product as uncharacterized. The transcript has 2 exons. The record is from RefSeq and is a predicted model, not a curated record. Lineage: Eukaryota; Viridiplantae; Streptophyta; Magnoliopsida; Asterales; Asteraceae. The coding region runs from base 32 to 403 and encodes 123 amino acids.